AUGAAGAAAGCAAAUUUCUACUUCCAGAGGAAUCUGAGAAUUGGAGGAGUAGUUAUUACUCACGGACCCAGGAAUCUGGACGCGGGAUACGAAGCUGGACUGAGCAAGAGAUCUAGCUUCUGCUACCUUAGCAGCUACGUUGACACCUCACCCAACCGAUUGCUCGCAUUUAAGUGCUCCACACGUCCCAGGAGCCAGAGUGCUUUCAAUCAACAAACCGAACGAUGGAACCACUCAGUUGCAGCCACGUAUCCGUUCCUACCUGUUCCUAUCCAGGACCUCAACAUCUACGACGUUACAGUCUUGCUCACCCAUGCUGGUGCACUGUAUUAUCAAGCGCUCAAUGCAGAUAGAUCGGUGGAUUUUGACGCUCUGAUUUAUUUCUCCUAUCGCUCUGUGCACGACAUCGCUAUCGUGGGCAAAGAAUUGACAAGACAAUUUUAUGGCACUAAACCCAAAUAUUCCUACUGGAACGGCUGUUCAACGGAGAUACCUGGACUUACCUGGACUUAUUUGACGCAUCGUAGCUGGAGCCCUGGCAAUAAAGUGGGUGAAGUAUGUCGUUGCAGAGCACUGGCACAAGUUGUCAUGCAGCAAGAGAAGAAUUUCCUUUGCACAUGUGAGCUGAAGUUCUCCUCCGACGCUGGAAUCAACACAUGUGAUGAGAUGUAUGGAGUGGAGGAUAGAAUCAUCGCUGAUCCUGAAAAUUGCCCCUAUGACCCUUUCCAUUCUGUCGGACAAGUAAUUCAUGCGAUGGGCACAACAUCACAAUCACUGAUUCUUCUGCGGACAACCUACAACCUAAAGAUCACGCAAUCCUCACCGCUCGAGAAUCUUAUGGAUCUCGCCAUCCCCCAUGUUCCAAAGUCGCCCACAACAUACCCUCAGACCGCGUUCUCCCAAAUCCCUGAUCCAAAGCUCGUGCCUAAUGCCUCUGGGUCUGCUUCAUCCAAUCCUCGCGUAUGGAUGACAAUUGUGUGA
Molecule: messenger RNA, 981 nt
Organism: Talaromyces stipitatus ATCC 10500
Lineage: Eukaryota; Fungi; Ascomycota; Eurotiomycetes; Eurotiales; Trichocomaceae
Exons: 6
Coding region: 1-981 (326 amino acids)
Source: RefSeq, a predicted model, not a curated record